AUGGCAUUAGACAAUAGAUCCUACGCAUUUCAUGUAGGAACUUUGUUGCUUUUUCAGGGUGAUUAUGUUUGGCUGGACCUCAAGACAGGUCGGGAGUUUGAAGUUCCUGUCGGAGCAGUGGUCAAGUUAUGUGAUUCAGGCCAGAUCCAGGUGCUGGAUGAUGAAGGCAAUGAACACUGGAUAUCCCCACAGAAUGCCACUAAUAUCAAACCCAUGCAUCCAACCUCAAUUCACGGAGUGGAAGACAUGAUCCGUUUAGGAGAUCUCAAUGAAGCAGGAAUUCUUCGUAAUCUUCUCAUACGAUACCGUGAACACCUCAUAUAUACAUACACCGGUUCCAUUUUAGUUGCCGUGAAUCCUUAUCAGCUGCUCCCUAUCUACACCCCAGACCAGAUUCGCCUUUACACCAAUAAGAAGAUUGGGGAAAUGCCACCACAUAUCUUUGCCAUAGCAGAUAACUGUUACUUUAAUAUGCAACGCAACAAUAAAGACCAGUGCUGCAUCAUUAGCGGGGAGUCAGGAGCUGGCAAGACAGAAAGUACCAAGCUUAUCUUGCAGUUUCUAGCAGCUAUCAGUGGGCAGCACUCAUGGAUCGAACAGCAGGUGCUGGAGGCCAAUCCUAUAUUAGAGGCUUUUGGGAACGCCAAGACCAUUCGCAAUGACAAUUCCAGCCGGUUUGGAAAAUACAUAGAUAUCCAUUUCAAUAAGAAAGGAGCGAUAGAAGGGGCGAGGAUUGAACAGUAUCUGCUGGAGAAGUCUCGUGUCUGCAGACAGGCUACGGAUGAAAGGAAUUACCAUGUGUUCUAUUGCAUGUUAAAAGGAAUGCCUCCAGAGCAGAAGAAAAAGCUUGGACUUGGAAUUGCCACAGAUUACAACUACCUCUGUAUGGGUAAAUGCACUACCUGUGAUGGGAGAGACGAUAGUAAGGAAUAUGCCAACAUCCGCUCAGCCAUGAAAGUCCUGAUGUUUACUGACACGGAGAACUGGGAGAUCUCCCGACUACUUGCCGCCAUAUUGCACAUGGGAAACUUGCGCUAUGAAGCACGCAUGUACGAUAAUUUGGACGCUUGUGAAGUUGUUUAUUCCACCUCCUUAACUACUGCUGCAACAUUACUUGAGGUUGAACCUCAGGACCUGAUGAACUGUCUCACUAGCCGUACUAUUAUCACCAGAGGGGAGACAGUCUCCACCCCGCUCAGUAUGGAGCAAGCCUUGGAUGUCAGGGAUGCAUUUGUAAAGGGGAUAUAUGGGCGAUUGUUUGUGUGGAUUGUGGAAAAGAUCAAUGGUGCUAUUUACAGACCUCUUUCAAAUGAACCUAAAGCCGUGAGACGGUCCAUUGGUCUACUAGAUAUAUUUGGGUUUGAAAAUUUCACUGUAAACAGCUUCGAGCAGCUCUGCAUAAAUUUUGCCAAUGAGAACCUGCAACAGUUUUUCGUACGUCACGUAUUUAAGUUGGAGCAGGAAGAAUAUAACCUGGAGAACAUUAACUGGCAGCACAUAGAGUUCACAGACAAUCAAGAUGCUCUGGAUAUGAUCGCCAUUAAACCCAUGAACAUCAUUUCUCUUAUUGACGAGGAGAGCAAGUUCCCAAAGGGUACUGACACAACAAUGUUGAAUAAGCUUAACACCCAGCACAGGUUUAACACAUUUUAUAUUCCUCCUAAGAAUAACUAUGAGACACAAUUUGGGAUCAACCAUUUUGCUGGCAUUGUGUACUAUGAAACCAGAGGUUUCUUGGAGAAGAAUCGAGAUACUCUCCAUGGAGACAUCAUACAACUAGUUCACUCCUCCAGAAACAAAUUUAUCAAACAGAUCUUCCAGGCCGAUGUGGCAAUGGGGGCUGAGACCAGGAAACGCUCACCCACCCUAAGCAGCCAGUUCAAGCGAUCGCUGGAGCUGCUGAUGCGAACACUCAGUGUGUGCCAGCCUUUCUUUGUGCGCUGCAUCAAGCCCAAUGAAUACAAGAAACCUAUGUUGUUUGAUCGGGAGUUGUGCGUUCGGCAGCUGAGAUACUCAGGAAUGAUGGAGACUAUCCGGAUCCGCAGGGCAGGAUAUCCCAUCCGAUACACAUUUGUGGAAUUUGUUGACAGAUAUCGAGUGCUGAUGCCGGGAGUGAAACCUGCCUAUAAACAGGGAGACCUGCGUGGUACAUGUCAAAGGAUAGCAGAAUGUGUAUUGGGAAAGGAUAAUGACUGGCAAAUAGGCAAGACAAAAAUCUUCUUAAAGGAUCAUCAUGACAUGCUGCUGGAGAUUGAGAGAGACAAAGCCAUAACUGAUAAAGUUAUUCUCAUACAGAAAGUUGUACGUGGCUUCAAGGACAGAUCCAAUUUCCUGAAAGUCAGAAAAUCCGUUUUAAUGAUUCAGAGAUACUGGAGAGGACACAACUGCAGGAGAAAUUACGCUGUGAUGAGGAUUGGUUUCCUCCGGCUUCAAGCCCUGUACAGAUCUCGGAAGCUUCACAAACAGUACCAUAUUGCUCGUAGAAGAAUCAGUGAGUUUCAAGCACGGUGUAGAGGUUACCUGGUCCGAAAGGCAUUCAGACAUCGUCUUUGGGCAGUGUACACAGUGCAAGCCUACGCCAGGGGCAUGAUUGCACGCAGACUCUACAAGCGUCUUAAAGGAGAGUAUUACUGGCGCCUGGAGGCAGAAAAGAUGCGCCUUUCUGAAGAAGAACGACUCCGAAAAGAAAUGAGUGCAAAACGAGCCAAACAGGAAGCUGAGAAAAAUCACCAAGAGCGUCUUGCUCAGCUUGCCCGAGAAGAUGCAGAGAGAGAGGUCAGAGAAAAAGAUGAAGCUCGACGGAAAAAGGAACUUCUGGACAAAAUGGAGAAAGCCAGAAACGAACCAGUUAAUGAUUCAGACAUGGUUGACAAGAUGUUUGGCUUCUUGGGGACCACAUCAUCUCUACCAGGCCAGGAAGGACAGGCGCCAUCUGGCUUUGAGGAUCUUGAGUGCACUCACAGGGAGAUGGAGGAAGAAGAUUUGGAUGGAUCUAUACCACUUCCAGAAGAGGAAGAAGAAGACCUUUCUGAAUAUAAGUUUGCGAAAUUUGCAGCAACAUACUUCCAGGGAACAACCACAAACACUUAUAUCCGCAGACCUCUGAAGCAGCCCCUGUUAUACCAUGAAGAUGAAGGAGACCAGUUGGCUGCACUAGCUGUCUGGAUAACCAUCUUACGGUUCAUGGGAGAUCUCCCUGAACCAAAAUACCACACAGCCAUGAGUGACGGCAGUGAGAAGAUCCCAGUAAUGACCAAGAUUUAUGAGACCUUGGGGAAAAAGACCUAUAAAAAAGAGCUCCAAGCUCUUCAGGGGGAAGGAGAGAAUUCACAUAUUGACGGACACAAGAAGAACAGUGUGCGGCAUAAACUGGUCUCUCUCACUUUAAAGAAGAAGUCUAAGUUAACAGAGGAGGUGACAAAAAGGCUUCAUGAUGGAGAGUCCACACUGCAGGGAAACAGUAUGCUGGAAGAUCGUCCCACAUCUAACCUGGAGAAACUCCAUUUUAUCAUUGGAAAUGGCAUUUUGAGGCCAGCACUGAGAGAUGAAAUAUACUGCCAAAUCUCAAAGCAACUCACCCAGAAUCCCUCCAAAAGCAGUCACGCCCGUGGUUGGAUUCUCAUGUCUCUGUGUGUAGGAUGCUUUGCACCAUCGGAAAAGUUUGUCAAAUAUUUAAGAAACUUCAUUAAUGGGGGACCUCCAGGGUAUGCACCAUACUGUGAAGAAAGGCUUAGAAGAACAUUUGCUAAUGGCACGAGGACACAGCCGCCCAGCUGGCUUGAGCUGCAGGCUACAAAGUCUAAAAAGCCAAUCAUGCUCCCGGUCACUUUUAUGGAUGGAACCACAAAGACGCUCCUUACGGAUUCGGCCACUACAGCAAUGGAACUCUGCAAUUCACUAGCGGACAAGAUAACUCUGAAGGAUAGAUUUGGCUUUUCCUUGUACAUAGCACUAUUUGAUAAGGUGUCUUCACUGGGAAGUGGGAAUGACCAUGUGAUGGAUGCAGUCUCUCAGUGUGAGCAGUAUGCCAAGGAGCAGGGUGCACAGGAGAGAAAUGCACCCUGGAGGCUCUUUUUCCGGAAAGAGAUCUUUACACCAUGGCACAAUCCUUCCGAGGACAAUGUGGCUUCUAACCUCAUAUACCAACAGAUUGUUAGAGGAGUUAAAUUUGGAGAGUACAGAUGUGAUAAGGAAGAAGACCUGGCUGAUCUGGCAUCCCAACAGUACUACGUAGACUAUGGUUCUGAAUUAGUAAUGGAGAGGUUGUUAAAUCUCAUACCUUCCUAUAUUCCGGAUCGCGAGAUCACACCAUCUAAAAAUGUGGAGAAAUGGGCACAGUUUAUAAUUGCGGCACAUAAAAAGGGCAUUUACACACAGAAAAGAGCAGAUGCACAGAAAGUCAAGGAAAAUGUGGUUGAUUUUGCAAGAUUUAAGUGGCCUUUGUUAUUCUCCAGAUUUUAUGAGGCCUUCAAAUUUUCAGGUCCCAGCCUACCCAAGAACGAUGUGAUUGUUGCUGUCAAUUGGACAGGAGUUUACUUUGUGGAUGAGCAGGAGCAGGUGCUUCUCGAGUUGUCCUUCCCAGAGAUCACUGCCGUCUCCAGCAGCAGGGGAGGAAAACUUCAAGGGCAGAGCUUCACACUUGCCACUAUUAAGGGGGAUGAGUACACAUUCACAUCUAACAAUGCAGAAGAUAUCAGAGACCUGGUAGUAACCUUCUUGGAAGGUCUAAGAAAAAGAUCCAAACAUGUGGUAGCUCUUCAAGACAACCCUAACCCGGCUGGAGAAGAUUCAGGAUUUCUCAGUUUUCUAAAGGGAGACCUAAUCAUCUUGGACCAGGACACCGGAGAAACCAUAAUGAACUCUGGGUGGGCUCAUGGGGUCAAUGAAAGGACCAAACAGAAGGGAGAUUUUCCAACAGAGAUUGUAUAUGUUAUGCCAACUGUCACCAAGCCUCCUCUAGAGAUUGUGGCUUUGGUUACAAUGACACCCGACCAAAGACAAGAUAUAGUAAGGACAGUCCAGCUGAUUACAUCAGACCAAGAAGAGAAGGUGAAGCCUUACACACUGGAGGAAUUCUCCUAUGACUAUUUCAGACCUCCUCCCAAGCACACUCUGAGCCGUGUCAUGAUCACCAAGAACCGGGGAAAGGACAAGCUUUGGAGCUAUACACGUGAGCCCAUCAAACAAGCCUUGCUGAAAAAGGUGCUAAUCAGCGAGGAAGUAUCUCAGGAAGCCUGUAUGGCAUUCAUAGCUAUCCUGAAAUACAUGGGCGACUACCCAUCCAAACGCAUGCGCUCUGUCAAUGAACUCACUGACCAGAUAUUUGAAGGUGCCUUGAAAGCAGAGUCGCUGAAGGAUGAAAUCUACUGCCAGAUCCUUAAGCAGCUCACAGACACCCAUAUAAAGUAUAGUGAGGAAAAAGGUUGGGAGCUCCUAUGGUUGGUCACAGGCCUCUUCCCUCCCAGUAAUAUUCUGCUGCCUCAUGUACAGCGAUUUAUCCAGUCUCGUAAGCAGCACGCCCUGGCAAGUGACUGUAUGCACCGUCUGCAGAGAUCGCUACGGAAUGGCUCCAGAAAGUACCCACCCCAUUUGGUAGAAGUUGAAGCAAUUCAACACAAAACUACACAAAUCUUCCACAAAGUUUAUUUUCCAGAUGACACAGAUGAGGCAUUUGAAGUAGAGUCCAGCACAAAAGCCAAGGAUUUCUGCCAAGAUAUUGCUAACCGUCUGCUGCUAAAGUCCCCAGAAGGUUUCAGUUUGUUUGUGAAGAUCUCUGAUAAGGUGAUUAGUGUCCCAGAAGGAGAUUUUUUCUUUGAUUUUGUGAGACAUCUUACUGACUGGAUAAAAAAAGCCAGACCUUCAAAAGAUGGGAUAGUGCCUUCUCUCACAUACCAAGUGUUCUUCAUGAAGAAAUUAUGGACGAAUACUGUUCCUGGAAAAGAUCCUAUGGCUGACUCUAUCUUCCACUAUUAUCAGGAGUUACCCAAGUAUUUACGUGGCUACCACAAGUGCACCAGAGAAGAUGUGUUGCAGCUGGGCGCUCUGAUCUACAGAGUUAAGUUUGAAGAUGACAAAUCUUAUUUCCCAAACAUCCCCAAAAUUCUGAAGGAACUGGUGCCUCAAGAUCUUAUCCGACAGUUAAAUCCAGAUGACUGGAAAAGGUCCAUUAUUGCCUUUUUCAAUAAACACGCCGGGAAAACACGGGAAGAAGCCAAGGUUGCCUUCCUAAAGAUAAUUUUCAAGUGGCCAACAUUUGGGUCAGCUUUUUUUGAAGUGAAGCAAACAACUGAGCCUCAUUUCCCAGAGAUACUGUUAAUCGCUAUCAACAAACACGGUGUCAGCUUAAUAGACCCCAAGACAAAGGAUAUUUUGGCUACCCACCCCUUCACCAAGAUCUCUAACUGGAGCAGCGGUAACACUUACUUCCAUAUAACUAUUGGAAAUCUUGUGAGAGGGAGCAAGCUGCUGUGUGAAACCUCACUGGGUUACAAGAUGGAUGACCUACUGACAUCCUAUAUCAGCCAGAUGCUGACAUCAAUGAGCAAGCAGAAAGUCUCAAAAAGCAGCAAGUGAACUGAAAAAAAGGGCUGGCAUUUGGCUGUUGACUUUAUUUGUUCUUUAAAGUCCGUGGGAUAUCCCUGCAGCUGGGGGAAUACCUUCUCUCCCCAGGUCUGGAACAUGAACAGAGCCGAAUCCCAAAUUUCUUCAGACUACGAUAUUGAAGGUUCAAACCCAUCGUCUAGUGAGGAUGAUUAUCUGUGAGCACAUUUCAGAAUGGUUGGAAACUUCUCUGUGGCUUUGGGUCAGAAUGAAAUGCAUAGCUCAUAUAAAACUUUCUAUUUCCAAGGAACUCACAGAUUGAGUGAAUGGAAUUCACAUAUUGAGUUGGUUCAAUAUGAAGCCUGUUUUUAUGAAAGUGUUUAGCAUUAAGAUGGCCUUUAAAUUGCUUGAAGAAGACAGGCCCAUGUAUGGCUAUGAACGCAAAAUGGUUAUUCUAUGGGCAGUCGUGUAGAUCAAAAAAAAUGGACUCCUUAAAAUAAUGGAGAGCAGAUUUUAAUAUAUUGCAAAUUUUGGAGUCUAUAGGAUUCUUAAAGUAUUUAAGAGAUUAAAUUUAAUUCAUCAACGUAUUUAUUUAACUUAAAAUGUACCAAUGUGUUUUGAAAUUCUGGAUUUGAAAAAAAAUAAAUUAAAAAGUGUAAGAUAA
This is a messenger RNA of Bombina bombina (fire-bellied toad), 7204 nucleotides long. It is a transcript of the gene MYO7A, whose product is annotated as myosin VIIA. Gene Ontology annotation, cellular component: cytoskeleton; myosin complex. Bases 1 to 6573 code for a protein of 2190 amino acids. Gene Ontology annotation, molecular function: protein binding; ATP binding; cytoskeletal motor activity. Lineage: Eukaryota; Metazoa; Chordata; Amphibia; Anura; Bombinatoridae. The transcript has 48 exons. The record is from RefSeq and is a predicted model, not a curated record.